This is a messenger RNA of Tilletiopsis washingtonensis, 727 nucleotides long. RefSeq lists its product as hypothetical. The transcript has a single exon. Bases 155 to 619 code for a protein of 154 amino acids. NCBI's taxonomy places the organism in Eukaryota, Fungi, Basidiomycota, Exobasidiomycetes, Entylomatales. The record is from RefSeq and is a predicted model, not a curated record.
CUGAUCUGCGCUGCUUCGGAUUGCUGCCGCGGCCUUCUGUUGCUCUCCCCUGUGCGCGGCGCACACUGAUGAGGCGCCCGCGCGGCUGAGCGGCUGCCCCCCUGUGCACGCCCGCGCUAAACGCGAGAGAGCCUUCCAUCGAGCACGCGCGCAAAUGGCCACAGAUGCAGCCACGGGCAAGGCAGCAGAGCACGAGGCCGCCUGCCUCGAGCGUGAGCGGCGCCGGGGCCGCUCGCAGACCUUCCCCUCGCCUUCUCUCGCAGCGAGGCAGUUGCAGCGCUCGCCCGCCAGCAGCAGGGCUCCGCGGGCAGUCAGCAGCGCCACGGCAGCAGAAAGCGCCAAUCCCAGGCAUCCAAGACGCCGCACCUCAGGGCUAGGCACGCUGCGGCAGCUGAGCGGCUGUGCGGUGCCGCCAUGGGGCUGCGCAUGCAAGGAAAUUGGGCAAGCGAGCGCUUGUGCGAGGCGAGCUGCAAAGCGCGCGCCAGAUGAUGCAGCGGCUGAGGGAAUCAGGCCAAGAGGCCGAGAGGAGGCGAGAUCGGAGGCUCGGGCUCGGCCUUCUCACGCAGACGAGUGGCACUCUGCCCUGACGAGUGAGCGGUUCGGCGGGCGUGCUCAUUGAAUCGAACGGCCUCUCAGGAGCAGAUGGGACGGAAGCAGGCCUCUCAUCAGGGGUGGACAAGAGAGCUGCGGACGCGCCUCGUCGCGCGCCGUUGGGCUGAGGAGCGGC